Candidula unifasciata is the source of this 435-nucleotide messenger RNA. Lineage: Eukaryota; Metazoa; Mollusca; Gastropoda; Stylommatophora; Geomitridae. The record is from the annotation of a GenBank genome assembly.
AUGAUGGAUGUGCCAAGUUUCCAGAUGUUUGAGAGUUUUGAUUUUGAGAAUAAUCAACAUUUUCAGACAGGCUGGAAAGCUAUUGAGAAACUGAUAGAUCCACAGAAGAAGGACUCGGAGUAUCUCAGAGCUAAGGCAUUUUACUUUUCAAGAAAUGUGAAGAGUUUUGACUGUAGCCAGUAUCUCUUGUGGCGACACAAGAAGCAGUUAGAGCAGGUGAAGCCAGACACACCAGAGAAGGAUGACACAGAGCAACAAGAGCAUGAGGAGAAAGAAUUAAGCUUGGCCGAGGUAGCAGAGCUUAUACAAAACAAUCAUCCAAUCCCUGGCAUAGUUUCUGUAGAUGUGGAACCUAGCAAUGCCGAACCCACCCCCUCAAAGUUGACGAGAAAACUGAAACCAUGGGAGACAACUGAGAGUGAAUGUGGUAUGUGA